GUUCAUUUUAAAAGAAAUGAAGGUUUCUUUGUUGAUUAUUAUUUCUUUAACAAGAUAUCUGGAAGGUUGCCGAAAGUCCGGGGAUUCAUCGUCCAUAACAAAUUGCUGUCCCGAUUAUUAUCUUAAAAAUGGAGUAUGCGUGGAUUGUCCAGCUGGAAGGUUUGGACCCAGUUGUCAGUUUAACUGUGAAUAUCCAAAGUAUGGAAGACGAUGUCUUGGAGGAUACUGUACCUGUUCAAGAGAUGCAUGUGAUCCGGCAAUUGGAUGUAGAGAAACAACAACUUCUGUACAGAAAACUAGUCCACAAGACUCUGCAUCACUUACCUCAUCAUCAAGGAAAGUGACAACAAAAUCAGUAACUAUCAUAACUACGAUGUACAAAAAUGACGACCAGUCAACGAGGUAUAGUAUAUGGGAUGACAAAAACACAUCAAAGAGUUUUGUAACAAGCAACCAAAAAAUGGAGUCAGAAGUCAUCAAAGACACACAGAAGGCUGGGGAUUCCCAAGACAUUUCUCUGAAUAUCAUUAUCAUGUCUGUCAUCGGUGGAUUGGUCAUACUGUUACUCAUCAUUGUGAUCAUCGUACUGAUAAGAGGAAAACGAAAAGUAAAGGUUGAAAAACGAGAUUCUAUAGUGACCAGUAGAGGAAAUGUCAAUACCUACUGCGAAAUAAACGAUUUAAGAAUUCCCUCCACGUCACAAGAUUGCAGAAGGAGCGAUGUGGGAAAAUAUGAACUAAUUGACCAGUCAGAAGAGGAUAGGAAAAGAUAUUCCUCACUCCCUAUGAAUUGCAGGUCAGAUAAUAAUAGGAAAAGUGACUUAGUAAAGUACGAACAAAUUAAGCAGUCAGAUAAGGAAAGAACGAAGUAUUCUACUCUACCCUCCAAAAGCAUGCCUGCCUCAAACAGAGAUAGUUAUAUAACCCCAGUGCCUGUCGCAAUUCAAAUUACAAAUACCGUAGAAGAGCACUUUCCAAUAUUAAAGGAGACAGAACAGGGAGUUUCAGAACCCCCUGUGUUGUUAAGAAAGGCUAGCAAUAACCGUAAUCCCAAUCUGUUACCUGUUUCAGAUCCCUUUGCAGCAUCCAAAAGUGUUAGUGGAUACAUUGACAUGAACGAAGGUGGAAAACUAGAUGAAUAUGUUCCGAUGGAGGGUCAACUAAACAAUAUGAAAAACUCUGAUUCAUGCAAAAGUGAAGAAAAAACAUUUAUUGAAUGAAACUUACAAAUGAUAAGCUUAAACACAGCUUUUGUUUCAAUUUGUUCCUUUUGAAUGAUGUUAUAUAGUGAUGUUUCAAUUCUACCACAAAGCAUGGCGACACUCAUGCAUCACCUUUAACUUAAUCUGUCUUUUUAUCCAUAGUUUUGUUUAUAUAUCUGGAUCAAAUUCAACAUCUUUGGAAUAAUGUUGAAAAGUAGUGCUAUGUUUUUUGUUUUUUUUUCAGUAUUACUUUUGCUAUUUUAGACAGUGAAAGAUGAAGGUUGAAUAAUUAGCAUGUGUUUAAUCCAUGUUGCGUGUAUAUCACCUCCUCAUAGAGUAUCCUUGUGAUUUUUACAUUAAAACAUGUUUAUAUGUUUACAUGUUUAUUACCCAUGAUUUCUUUUCCUACAUGUAAUCAGACACAGAAUGCACAUUAAAACCAAAUACUAGUAA
This is a messenger RNA of Saccostrea echinata, 1654 nucleotides long. RefSeq lists its product as uncharacterized. The transcript has 4 exons. The record is from RefSeq and is a predicted model, not a curated record. NCBI's taxonomy places the organism in Eukaryota, Metazoa, Mollusca, Bivalvia, Ostreida, Ostreidae. The coding region runs from base 17 to 1219 and encodes 400 amino acids.